This is a messenger RNA of Gastrolobium bilobum, 2199 nucleotides long. RefSeq names its product ferric reduction oxidase 2-like. Gene Ontology annotation, cellular component: plasma membrane. Bases 1 to 2148 code for a protein of 715 amino acids. Gene Ontology annotation, molecular function: oxidoreductase activity. Lineage: Eukaryota; Viridiplantae; Streptophyta; Magnoliopsida; Fabales; Fabaceae. The record is from RefSeq and is a predicted model, not a curated record. The transcript is spliced from 8 exons.
AUGCCUGAAGAAAUGGUGAAAAGGUCACCUUCUCAAGAAAAAUAUGGAAGUGUUCAAUCUGCAAUAAGGCUACUUGUGAUGCUAUUGUUGCUGGGUUGGAUUUUCAUUUGGAUAAUGAUGCCCACAAAUACAUACAGGCAUGGAUGGUUGCUUCAACUCCAAGCAAAGAGUAGUUCUACCUAUUUUGGUGCACAAGGUACAACACUUCUGAUUUCAACUUUUCCAAUCUUGUUCAUAGCUGCUUUGGGAUGUGUCUACCUCCACAUAGCCAAAAAAACAAAUGGUUACAACAUGGAAAGCUGCAAUGACCAGAAACGUGUGGUAACCAUAUGGAAGCGACCGAUGCUUGUAAAAGGCCCUCUUGGCAUUGUUUCUAGCACAGAGCUUGCAUUCUUGCUUAUGUUCAUUGCACUCCUAGUUUGGACCUUUGCAACUUUUUUACACAACCACUUUGCAACAAUCACACAGAAAUCAGCAGCAGCCAUCGGCGAGAAAGUAUGGCAAGUGAAACUAGAUGCUGCAGCACUAGGGUUGGCUGUGACAGGGAACAUAUGCUUGGCAUUCCUUUUUUUCCCGGUAGCUCGUGGCUCAUCAGUGCUGCCACUGCUUGGCCUUACCUCAGAGAGUUGCAUAAAGUACCAUAUUUGGCUUGGAAACAUGGUCAUGACACUAUACACUUUUCAUGGCCUUGGUUACAUCAUCUAUUGGGCAGUUACCAAUCAAAUUUCUCAGAUGCUGACAUGGUCCAAAGUUGGAGUAUCACAUGUGGCUGGAGAGAUAACUUUGCUGUUUGGUUUGUUCAUGUGGGUUGCAACCAUUCCACGCAUUAGGCGAAAAGCCUUUGAGCUCUUCUUCUACACUCAUCACCUCUACAUCCUCUUCAUAGUCUUCUUCAUCUUUCACGUUGGCAUAUCCUAUGCCUGCACUAUGCUCCCUAGUUUCUACCUCUUCUUGGUUGAUCGUUACUUAAGGUUUCUGCAAUCAAGGAGCCAAGUUCGUUUGGUUUCUGCUCGUGUUUUGCCAUGCGAAACUGUAGAGCUGAACUUCUCUAAGGGCCAUGGGUUAACUUAUAAUCCCACAAGUGUGAUGUUAAUAAAUAUACCAAGCAUAUCCAAGCUGCAGUGGCAUCCAUUUACAGUUGUUUCUAAUAGUAACUUGGAGCAAGAAAUGCUUAGUAUUGUCAUUAAAAGUGAAGGAACAUGGACCAAGAAGCUCUACCAGCUAAUUUCAACUCCUUCCCUAAUAGAUAAUCUUGGUGUAUCCGUUGAAGGUCCUUAUGGACCUGUUUCAAGUAAUUAUCUAAGGCAUGACACUCUAGUGAUGGUGAGUGGAGGAAGUGGCAUAACACCUUUUAUAUCCAUCAUUCGAGAACUAAUAUAUCUGAGCACUACAUUCAAAUGCACAACCCCAAAAGUUGUCCUGAUUUGUGUAUUCAAGAACUCUUCAUGUCUGUCAAUGCUAGAUUUGAUACUCCCAAUUUCUGGCUCCCCUUUUGACAUUUCUAGUCUGCAACUACAAAUUGAGGCCUACAUCACAAGAGAUAAGGAGCUUAAGAGAGACAACCCAAUUAACCUUCAAACUAUACGGUUCAAGCCAAAUCCAACUGAUGCACCCAUAUAUGCUGUAUUAGGUCCAAACAGUUGGCUUUGGCUUGGUGCUAUAAUAUCAUCCUCUUUCAUCAUUUUCCUUAUAAUAAUUGGUAUUAUUAACCGUUACUACAUUUUCCCCAUCGACCAUAACUCGAAUCAAAUAUUCUCAUUUCCUUUGAGGUCGUUCCUUGACAUGCUAGUAAUAUGUGUGUCCAUAGUCAUUGUUGCUAGUGCAGCAGUUCUAUGGAACAAAAGACAAAAUGCUAAAGAUGCAAACCAGAUUCAGAACUUGGAAGGGUCAUCACCAACAGUGUCACCAUCAAUGAUUUGCAAUGCAGAUAGAGAAUUGGAAAGCCUUCCAUACCAGACCCUUGUUCAAGCUACCAACGUUCAUUUUGGUGCAAGACCUGACCUAAGAAGACUGCUAUUGGAAUUCAAAGGACCGAGUGUGGGAGUUCUUGUUGCAGGACCCAAGAAAAUGAGGCAGGAGGUUGCAGCCAUUUGCUCAUCUGUUUUAGCUGAAAAUCUGCAUUUUGAGUCCAUUAGCUUUAUCUGGUGAUUUUACUCAUACUGUUGUAAAGGGUUCAAAACAUUAAUGAACAACCUCUAU